Molecule: messenger RNA, 570 nt
Organism: Ostertagia ostertagi
Lineage: Eukaryota; Metazoa; Nematoda; Chromadorea; Rhabditida; Trichostrongylidae
Source: the annotation of a GenBank genome assembly
AUGGUCGCCAAGUUGUUAGCGGUCGGUAUUUCAAUCACCCUCCUUCGCCUGCCUAUUCCACGUGGUGCUGUAGCUGCCUCUGCAGGACCAUGUGAAUCGGCCGGGAGGAUUAAUAAGUACUUUCAGGAUGUUUCUGGUGAGUGGAGAGAUCCAUCUCCCUCACAGCAAACCGAGUCGGGUAUCAUGGAGCGCGAAAUGUUAUGUCUCCACAUAAUUGACGCUGUUUCUCGGAGAAAUGUUCAGUGGUUCGCUGGUGCCAAAGAUCUGGUUAUCAAACUGAGACAGUUGUGGAACAAUGCAGAUUUCAAAGGACGUUAUGUGGUUCAUGCGCCAUGCAAUAAAGACCUACUGGAACUGACGAUUAAACCGAUGACAGAGCACAAAUAUAAGGUUCCAAGACUCCUAGUGAACUGUUUCAUCCGACAUUACAGACACAACAGUAACGAUCUUGAUCUUCUCUGCGAUAUACUUUUCGUGUUCAUAGGGAGAUAUGUCACUGAUUUUUGUUUUGUUCGUGAAUUUCUCGAAAGGGAAGUGAUACCGGUAAGUACCCGUAGCAUCUUCGUAUAA